AUGGUGUUCAGGUCGCCACUCGACUUUUUCUCCGCCACUCGUCUCCUUCUACCUCCGUUCCCAGAUGGGACCCCUAUCCUGGCCCGUUCCGGUUCCCCGGAGGACCUCCCCACUGCCUGUCCUCCUCUGGCUCUCCCGGGAUUGUGUUUCUCUGCGGCUCAGAUCGCCAGCGUCUGUGAGACUCUGGAGGAGACCGGAGACAUCGAGCGGCUGGCCCGCUUCCUCUGGUCCCUCCCGGUGGCCACAGACGGCCGCGACUCCAUCUCUGAGCACGAGUCGGUGCAGCGGGCUCGCGCCGUGGUGGCCUAUCACACGGGGAGUUUCCGCGAGCUGUAUCACAUCCUGGAGACGCACCGUUUUACGCGCGCAUCUCACGGUAAAUUACAGGCGAUGUGGCUCGAAGCUCACUACCGGGAAGCAGAGAAGCUCCGGGGGAGGCCACUCGGACCUGUGGACAAGUACCGCGUGAGGAAGAAGUUCCCGCUACCGAGGACCAUUUGGGAUGGAGAGCAGAAGACGCACUGUUUCAAAGAGCGCACACGGGGGCUGCUGAGAGAGUGGUACCUGCAGGACCCGUAUCCGAACCCCGGGAAGAAACGGGAGCUGGCUCACGCCACCGGGCUGACACCCACUCAAGUUGGAAACUGGUUCAAAAACCGGAGACAGAGAGAUCGGGCGGCAGCAGCCAAAAACAGGUUGCAGCACCACAGGAUGUGUCCAGGUGGUGCGCGUACACUUAGCGGAGGAGAGUGCAGUCCAGACGGGAGCGCGGAGCGAGCGGAUGGAGAAACUCUACUCUCAGUAACAGACAGUGACUCUGAUUUGGAUGUUUGA
This is a messenger RNA of Scomber japonicus (chub mackerel), 834 nucleotides long. It is a transcript of the gene six3b, whose product is annotated as SIX homeobox 3b. Gene Ontology annotation, cellular component: transcription regulator complex; nucleus. Bases 1 to 834 code for a protein of 277 amino acids. Gene Ontology annotation, molecular function: RNA polymerase II cis-regulatory region sequence-specific DNA binding; DNA-binding transcription factor activity, RNA polymerase II-specific. The record is from RefSeq and is a predicted model, not a curated record. The transcript has 2 exons. Gene Ontology annotation, biological process: eye development; regulation of transcription by RNA polymerase II. Lineage: Eukaryota; Metazoa; Chordata; Actinopteri; Scombriformes; Scombridae.